AGAAACACACAUAAUAAAAAUUAGGGUUCUUGAAUUGCUUUCUAGGGUGGUCACAUAUCUCAAUCUCCUGCUCCCUGUCAUGAUCAGAAGAUUCUUCUCUCAUGCCCAUCUCACUUAAAAAUACCCUACACUUCACUUCCCAAGCUCCCCUCUUCUGAGGAGCCUCAAAAACCCAUAAACCUUCAAAGCCAUGGCUUUAGUUGGUCUCACUCUCAUGGUCUCAGACCCCUUUGCCUCCAUUUGUUGUUGAUGAAGAAAACAGAUAAAGAAACGAGGGUAAAUGAUCGAAGUUAAUGGCAGGAUGGUGAACAUCAAAAGAUGGCUUUAAAAUUGUUCAGUACGUUUGAGGGUGAAAACAGAUAUGGAUCUUGAUUCAUCAGCAAAAGGUGGUCAUGGUGGUGACUGCAAGGAGCGACUGAGGAGCUUGUUUGAUCAAGUUCUUAUGGUUUUUCUGAGGGAUGUGUAUGGAGGGAAAUGUAUUCGGCCCAUUCCAGCAUUGCUUGGGGACGGGCAGCCAGUGGAUUUAUUUAAGCUUUUCUGGGUAGUGUGGAAGAGAGGUGGGCAUGAUUUCGUCUCCCGGAAUGGUUUCUGGGAUUCUGUGGCUGAGGAAUGUGGGUUGGAUGCUGGACUAAUGGCACCUAUAAAGUUAAUACAUAUGAAAUAUUUAAAUUGGCUGGAGCAAUGGUUACAGUGGGCCUUUAAAGAUAACAACGGGUUUGAAAGUGGACAGAGUGAAAUCGAUGGGACAUUAGGUUCGUUGUUGUUCAUGUUGCAGAAAGAAUUUAGGGAUGUGUUGUAUGAUGAACAAGAUGUAAAAAAAAAAGAUGGUGAACUUGUUGGACUAGAAUGGCAAAAGCAUGGGAAAUACAAUGAUGUGAAUAUUGAUAACAGAGUGAUGCUUUUGCUGUCUACUAGAGACACUAAUGAAGCACAUUUUGACGCAGAAAAAAUGGCCACUGAUGAUGAUGGAAAACUAAGUGUGAGUUGUGAAAAUGAAGUAAAUGUUCCACAAGUGGUUGUUGCUAGUGAAUCAUCUACUUCUGAGAAGAGAAAACGGGAACCCCCGCCUGUAUUUGGAUGGCUGAGGUGGGUGAAGGAAGUUGCAAACCAUCCUGAUGAUCCUGCACUUGGGAGAAUACCUGAGUGCUCAAAGUGGAGCAGUUCUAGCAAGGAGGAGGUCUGGGUCCAAGCUUUGCUGGCACGCGAGGCCCUCUUGAAACGGCAUGAUGAUUCAAGUGUCCAAGAACCUCUCUCGAAGAAGAGGCUGAAAAUGCAUCCCAUGAUGUAUGAGGAUAGGAAUGUUAUCAAUCACCAACAUGCAGAGAGAUUACGCUGCAGCGAAAGACUUCCUUCUUUGGCAAAACAUCGCUCGUGUCCCUGUUGCAACACGUGCUCAACUUCCGAAAAUAAAGUUGCAACUGCCCACAAAGAGGAAGUGGAAAGUAGCCUUGAGCAAGUAUCUGUAAAAAGAACCAAUGAUCAGUCCCUCCGGAAUCAUGUUUCCGUGGGCUGUCUCUUUCAAGCUGAAGUACCCGAGUGGACUGGGGUAGUUUCUGAGAGUGAUCCAAAGUGGCUAGGCACAAGGAUGUGGUCUCCAGAAAAUGGGAAACACAAUUCCCUUAAUGCAUUGACUUCUGUUGGCCAAGGGAGACAGGCUUCGUGUAGCUGUCAAUUUCCAGGUUCUGUCAAGUGUGUCAGGAUUCAUAUCACUGAGAGGAGGAUGGAACUGAAGCUUGAGCUUGGGGGGUUGUUUAAUCAGUGGGGAUUUGAUAGCAUGGGUGAGGAAGUUUCACUGUCAUGGACACUGCAAGAAGAAGAGCGAUUCAGAGAUAUGAUAAGGACAACGCCCCCAUCCCUGGACAAGAGCUUUUGGAACAGGGUAUUGAAGUUCUUUCCUACCAAAUCAAGGGAGAAGCUUCUAAGUUAUUAUUUCAAUGUAUUCAUUAUCCAGCGCCGAGCAUAUCAGAAUCGAGUAACACCAGCAGAAAUAGAUAGUGAUGACGAUGAACGAGAAUCUGGGUGUGUAGGUGGUAGUUAUGGGAGCAAUGCGCUGGUCAUUCCAGGCCCUGAAGUACUGACAUGCGCUGAGAAUAAGCAGUGCACCGAUUUGUAGUGUAACUUUAAGGAGUUGGUAGCUAUUUCUGCACCUUUUGUGCUGGACAGUUUUGAUGAGCCAAAAACCUAGUAGCUGAGAGAGAUUGGAAGAGGAGUUGGUACAUAGUGGUUUCGUGAGGCAUGACCUAAAGUUUUGAAUUUGCAAUGGUUUAGCAUCUAUAGUUCUAGUGAGUUCAAGUUCAACUGUCUGCAGGUCCGGCUGGUUUGUGAAUAUUGCUGAAAGACAGCCAGAAACCAGAUUUGUGAGAUGCAACAAUUUUAUUAAACUAGAUAACCCUAUGAACUCAUUAGGUUCGGGUGGAGAAUGUUUGCAACAGUGUUCGAGGUGCACUUAUGUCGAUUUUUUCUGUUUUGGUCGUGGGUUCUUCUCUUGCGCUGGUAUUUUACAAUUUUGAUCAGCCUUCACCUCCAGGAGAUGAACACCCUUUCCCCUCUUUCUCUGCUGUGGACUAUUUGGGUUUUUUUCCUUCUCUCUCUCUCUCUGUGCUGGGGACUAUCUGUUAAGAGUCAGUUUGGUUUUUGUACACAGAGAAGGGGAAUUUGUCCCUUAAAUUGUAAAGAGCUAGGGUUUUUGCUCUCAAUAGGGUUUUGGCAAACUGGUAUGCUUUCAUGUCCAAACCUGAGCAAAUGGUGGACAAUAAAUAUGAUGAUUGAUAAAGCUCUCAGU
This is a messenger RNA of Diospyros lotus (date-plum), 2782 nucleotides long. RefSeq names its product AT-rich interactive domain-containing protein 2-like. Gene Ontology annotation, molecular function: DNA binding. The transcript has 4 exons. NCBI's taxonomy places the organism in Eukaryota, Viridiplantae, Streptophyta, Magnoliopsida, Ericales, Ebenaceae. Bases 362 to 2113 code for a protein of 583 amino acids. The record is from RefSeq and is a predicted model, not a curated record.